UCUGCACCGGCACCGCUCCGGCUCUGCCGCUACCUCUCCGCCGCCGCGGCUGCCACAGACCCCCCUCCCUCCCUCCAUCCCUCCCUCCCUCCCUCUCCCCCGCCCUGUCCCCAGCGCCGCCGCCACCGCUUCCACAAGAUGGCGGGGACCGUGGCCGAGCGGGACGCGCUGAAAAUAGAGGACGGGCAUUUAAACAACUCCCUGGGAUCUCCGGUGCAAGCUGAUGUAUACUUCCCUCGCCUGAUCGUCCCCUUCUGUGGGCACAUCAAAGGAGGAAUGAGGCCGGGAAAGAAGAUCUUAGUUAUGGGCAUAGUGGACCUCAACCCCGAGAGCUUUGGCAUCAGUCUGACUUGUGGGGAGUCAGAAGAUCCUCCUGCGGAUGUAGCCAUAGAACUGAAAGCUGUGUUUACAGAGAGACAGUUUGUCAGAAACUCUUGUGUAGCCGGAGAAUGGGGGGAAGAGCAGUCGUCUAUUCCUUACUUUCCAUUUAUACCGGACCAGCCUUUUAGGGUUGAGAUACUUUGCGAGCAUCCCCGUUUUAGAAUAUUUGUGGAUGGACAUCAGCUCUUUGAUUUUUACCACCGUAUUGAAACACUGUCAGCAAUUGACACAAUAAAGAUAAAUGGAGAUCUGCAGCUUACAAAACUGGGCUGAGCUUGUUAGGACUGCAGAUUCCAAACCAGCUCAGGUGCCAUCGUCCGUUGGGAGCAGUGACAGCCGGCUCUGGACACAGCUAUGGUAGGAAGGCUGCCCUGUUCCUUUUCCGCAUGCAGUUCUUCACUCCUGUGCCGAUGAACCGGGCUGUGUUUUAUCCUAACGAAGAGCACUGUUGGUUUAUAGACACUGAGCUGUUUUUCUUGGAUCAAAAUAGCCCACCUGUGCUGGAUAAUCAAAUUGGAAUGGAUUCAGAAAGACUUGCAGUCUCGUUUCAAAUCUCACAGAAAAGGCAAUCUCUGAAAUGCAGCGCUAAAACCGGUUACUGAACAGUAGUGACGACAAAAACAAGUUUUUCUUUUGCAAAUAUUGUUUCUGCACUGAAGUGGAGUAGUGUAGCACAACAUAGGGCCAUGUGCUGACGUCCUUACCCAGGGCCUGAGCCUGGUUCCAUGGAAAUCAAUGGCAAAACUCCCACUCACUUUAAUGGGGUACAAUCAAACUGUUUAGUCCUUAGUCAAGCACACUUCCCACUGAUUUCUAUGGCAUUUUUGCACAAACCCUGGGGCCUGCCCUUCUGCUGGUGUAAAUCAGCAUUACUUCCAUAGCUCCUAAUGGAAUUUUGCUGAUUGCCCUCAGCUGCUGGUUUGGCCCAUGGACUGUGCAAAAACUGACUGAGGGUGCGUGGACACAGCCUGUGUAAUUUAGUCAGGGUAUUUGCAUAGAAUGUAGAUUGUUAUGAGUUUUUGCACAACGUAUUGUUAAUACAAUUUUUAAAACUUAUCUGUAGUUUAUUUAUUUAUACUCAUUGUAUGUAUUAUUAGUAAAAAUGAACAAUCUUAAGAUUAAGAACAGCAAAGUGUAAACAUUUUGAAUGUACAAAAUGUCUUAGGUUCUUUGGGUAAACUUUACAUAUCGUUCUUGAAAAACCAUUUUUCCUAUCGCACAUUUAGUUACAUUUUAAUGGAGCCCUCUAGGCCCUGGGAAAACGUGGGCAUGGUAGUUGGUGGGGGGUAACUCUGCAUAUUCACUAGAAUCUGUUUUUCAGGGCUUACUAACUUUGCUGCACAGGAUAGGUUUGAGAUGAAGUCAUUUUAAAAACUUAAACAGUAAAUUUUUGGGUUUUACUGUGCUUUCAUAACCUGAGAAAAAGUUAAAUUUGGCAAUCUCUUCAUUCUGAAAGAGAACCAGCCUCUUUCCAAGGGAGAUGGAAGAUUCUUUACACUUGUUUGAGAACAUAUUUGGCCUUUGAUAUGACAAUUAAAACUUGUCUAGACAGCCAAGUUAUUAAUGCUUGAAAAUCAGCUACUGCACAUGAAUAAUAACUUUUCAAGUAGCUUUUUAAAUAGUAGGUAUAGCUGUAUAAACACAGUCAUUGUGCUACACUAUAAAUGAACACAGCCACUUUUCUUGACUUCUUUAGGACUAAAUACACUUUUUUCCUUGGCUGCUCACAGUGGACUUCAGUGGGUCUUUCUGAGUAGCUGCAAUCAUGAUAUAAACAUACAUUUAGGCAAUUUUGAAAACACAUAAUAUAGGGACUAAAAACCAGACUAUAAAAACAUCCUCUGUAGCACAGUAUUUAAGAAAAAGCAAAAAAAGUAUCUCACAAACAGAACUAUGUUAAACCUGCAAUAAAAGUGUGGUUUAAAGCAACCAGAACUGGAAUAUCCAAAGUUAAGGGUAGAAUGCCAAUGCAAAGCCUCAUUUUGUGCUAAUUUGGCCUGCAGUUAAGAAGCCUUAGACUUGCAAGCUGAAAUUCCAACUGUGGCUCUAGUCCAAAGCCUGUUGAGGUCAAUCAGAGUCCUCUGAGCAUAGAAGCCUGAUUCUUAUUUCUUGCAAGUGCAAAUCUGUUUGUAAAGCAGGGGGGUUGUUGCUGCUGCUGCAGAUGAAUUAAGAAUCAGGCUACCACCUGUAAAAUACAAGUAAAAAAUUUAAUUUUUAGCCUUAACAUUUGAUGUUCCCUGACUUUUCUUUCUACUUCCAAAAUAAAAGAGAACCUGUUGUUUUCCAGAUUAACUUUUUAUCUGGCGUGUGGCUUUUAAGCUGUACAUCAGAUUCUAUUUGUACUCCAUAUUGAACUGAAAUGUUCCUGUCUUGCUCUGUUUUUACUCUUUUACAUGAUACAUAAUGACUGUGUCAUUUUCCAUUGUAUAAAGAAUGCUGACAGUGUUUCGGUAUAAAAUAUAUUCUUAAAAAUUAUUAUAAUAAAAAUCCAAGGGAAAGGUGCUUCUA
Passer domesticus (house sparrow) is the source of this 2889-nucleotide messenger RNA. It is a transcript of the gene LGALSL, whose product is annotated as galectin like. The coding region runs from base 139 to 654 and encodes 171 amino acids. The transcript has 5 exons. The record is from RefSeq and is a predicted model, not a curated record. NCBI's taxonomy places the organism in Eukaryota, Metazoa, Chordata, Aves, Passeriformes, Passeridae. Gene Ontology annotation, molecular function: carbohydrate binding.